Molecule: messenger RNA, 2484 nt
Organism: Candidozyma duobushaemuli
Lineage: Eukaryota; Fungi; Ascomycota; Pichiomycetes; Serinales; Metschnikowiaceae
Gene: CDC48
Product: AAA family ATPase
Exons: 1
Coding region: 1-2484 (827 amino acids)
Biological process (GO): retrograde protein transport, ER to cytosol; autophagosome maturation; mitotic spindle disassembly
Cellular component (GO): nucleus; VCP-NPL4-UFD1 AAA ATPase complex; cytosol
Molecular function (GO): ATP hydrolysis activity; ATP binding; polyubiquitin modification-dependent protein binding
Source: RefSeq, a predicted model, not a curated record
AUGACAGCAGAAGACAAGAAACCGCUUUUGGACGCCUCUGGUGCUCAUGAGGCCGACGACGCCACCGCUACUGCCAUUUUGAGAAGAAAGAAGAAGGACAACGCUUUGAUCGUGGAUGACGCUACAAAUGAUGAUAAUUCCGUCAUCACUAUGUCCUCGGCCACAAUGGAGCUCUUGGAAUUGUUCAGGGGUGACACAGUCUUGGUUAAGGGUAAGAGAAGAAAGGAUACCAUCUUGGUUGUGCUCUCAGACGACGAAAUGCCAGAUGGCGUUGCCAGAAUCAACCGUUGCGUUCGUAACAACUUGAGAGUGAGAUUGAGUGACAUCGUCACGAUCCACCCUUGCCCUGAUAUCAAGUACGCCUCCAGAAUCUCGGUGUUGCCUAUUGCUGACACUGUGGAGGGAAUCACUGGCUCCUUGUUUGACGUGUACUUGAAGCCAUACUUCGUUGAGGCAUACAGACCCGUUAGGAAAGGUGAUUUGUUCACCGUGAGAGGUGGUAUGAGACAGGUGGAAUUCAAGGUUGUGGAUGUCGAGCCAGAGGACUUCGCCAUUGUCGCCCAGGAUACUAUCAUUCACUGUGAAGGUGAGCCAAUCAACCGUGAGGACGAAGAGAAUAACAUGAAUGAAGUCGGUUAUGACGACAUUGGAGGUUGCAAGAAGCAGAUGGCUCAGAUAAGAGAGUUGGUCGAGUUACCUUUGAGACAUCCUCAAUUGUUCAAGUCGAUUGGAAUCAAACCACCAAAGGGUAUCUUGAUGUAUGGUCCUCCAGGUACGGGUAAGACCAUCAUGGCCAGAGCUGUCGCUAAUGAGACUGGUGCGUUCUUCUUUUUGAUCAACGGUCCAGAGAUUAUGUCGAAAAUGGCUGGUGAAUCCGAAUCCAACUUGAGAAAGGCUUUUGAGGAAGCUGAAAAGAACUCUCCGGCUAUCAUCUUCAUUGAUGAGAUUGACUCGAUUGCUCCAAAGAGAGACAAGACAAAUGGUGAGGUUGAAAGAAGAGUUGUAUCUCAAUUGUUGACCUUGAUGGAUGGUAUGAAAGCAAGAUCUAAUGUGGUGGUCAUCGCCGCUACGAAUAGACCAAAUUCCAUUGAUCCUGCUUUGAGAAGAUUUGGUAGAUUUGACAGAGAAGUCGACAUCGGUGUGCCAGAUGCCGCUGGUCGUUUGGAGAUUUUGAGAAUCCACACAAAGAACAUGAAGUUGGCCGACGAUGUUGAGUUGGAGGCCAUCGCUUCCGAAACACAUGGAUUUGUCGGUGCUGAUGUUGCGUCCUUGUGUUCCGAAGCCGCUAUGCAACAGAUUCGUGAAAAGAUGGAUCUCAUCGAUUUGGAGGAGGAGACAAUCGAUGCCGAAAUCUUGGAUUCUUUGGGUGUCACUAUGGAGAACUUUAGAUUCGCUUUGGGCAACUCUAAUCCUUCCGCCUUGCGUGAAACCGUUGUCGAGAAUGUCAACGUCACCUGGGACGAUAUUGGAGGAUUGGACGACAUCAAGAACGAAUUGAAGGAAACCGUCGAAUACCCUGUGUUGCAUCCCGAUCAAUACCAGAAAUUCGGCUUGGCCCCAUCAAAGGGAGUCUUGUUCUUCGGUCCUCCCGGUACUGGUAAAACCUUGUUGGCCAAGGCCGUUGCCACUGAGGUCUCUGCUAACUUCAUUUCUGUCAAGGGUCCAGAGCUCUUGAGUAUGUGGUACGGUGAGUCUGAAUCCAACAUUAGAGAUAUCUUUGACAAGGCCAGAGCUGCUGCACCAACAGUGGUUUUCUUGGAUGAAUUGGAUUCUAUUGCGAAGGCAAGAGGUGGUUCUCACGGUGACGCAGGCGGAGCCUCAGAUAGAGUGGUGAACCAGUUGUUGACAGAGAUGGAUGGUAUGAAUGCCAAGAAGAAUGUGUUUGUGGUUGGUGCCACUAAUAGACCUGACCAAAUUGACCCUGCUUUGUUGAGACCAGGUAGAUUGGAUCAGUUGAUUUACGUUCCAUUGCCCGAUGAGGGUGCGAGGUUGUCGAUCUUGCAAGCUCAGUUGAGAAACACUCCAUUGGAGCCUGGUUUGGAGUUGACCGAGAUUGCCAAAAUCACAAACGGCUUCUCGGGUGCUGACUUGUCUUACAUUGUUCAAAGAUCUGCCAAAUUUGCGAUCAAGGACUCCAUUGAGGCUCACAUUAGGCUCAUGAAGGAGAAGGGAGAUGGAGAAGUCAAACAAGAGGAGGGUGAUGACGUCGACAUGACCGAUAAGCCAAAGGCUGAAGAGGAAGAGGACCAGGAGGAUCCAGUUCCUUACAUCACCAAAAACCACUUCGAAGAAGCCAUGAAGACAGCCAAGAGAUCUGUCUCGGACGCCGAGUUGCGCCGUUAUGAGGCCUAUGCUCAGCAGCUACAAGCAUCUAGAGGUCAGUUCACCAACUUCAGAUUCUCCGAGAAUGAGGGUAUCGCCGGCGAGUCCGGCGCUGGCGCAGCUUUCGCAAAUGAAGCCGAAGAAGAUGAUUUGUAUAGUUAG